This is a messenger RNA of Rotaria sp. Silwood2, 2592 nucleotides long. The record is from the annotation of a GenBank genome assembly. Lineage: Eukaryota; Metazoa; Rotifera; Eurotatoria; Philodinida; Philodinidae.
AUGAUACCUCGUAAUGCUACAAUAAAGGAUUUGAUACGCAUAAUUUGGGAUGAAAUAUCAUUUGAGGAGGAAGGCUAUAUAAUGGACUGUAACAAUAUACUUCUUCUUUUUAAUUGUCGACUUCACAUAUUUCUUGAAGGUAAUCCAAAUGAAUUGGUCAAAGAUUUUCUUCAGCUUUUACCGGAGAAUACUGCAACAGAUUUUUAUGUUUAUGCACUACCCAUAGAACAUCGUGAUUUCAUGUACAAUUUCGACAAUGGUCAUAUUCCUGUUUUCAAAGCUUCGGACUCAUGGAAUCCGGUAUAUUUUACCGAUUAUAAACAAGUAGAACGAUCCCAGACUACUCUUUUGAGUAGCCUUUAUGCACUUGCAUUGUAUUUCAAAUGCAAUAACCCGAAAUUAGCUGGUAUUCGACGCGCGAUGGAGGCCCAAUUUUUUCUUCAGCUCAGAAAAUAUAUCUUUCCACCUGCGGUUCUUGCGUUUAAACAUGCACUUGAAGGUUCUAUGUUUUGGUUUGAAAAGGCCUUAUUAAUGGAUGCACUAAUACAAUUAUCGAUCCGUUUAUGUCCACAAACAGUGCACAACGUCCCAAUUAAUUCAAGCGAAUGCUUCGAUUUUAUUCCUUUACUGUUCUGUUGGCUUCUUGAAAAAUGUGAUCCAAAUGAGACCGAAGAAGACUUUUUUUCAGUGGUAAAAUUAGUUGAUACUCGUCGAAAUGAAAAUCCUUAUUUUCAAGAUCCGAUCACUACAUCAGAUAUGAGUCGUCAAAAGCUUAUUUUAGAAGAGUUCAAUGAGACACAGAGUUACAAUAACGUGACAAGGCAUGUUGAUCUCCGAUCGUUAAAUCGAUAUUUGACAAAAACGACUGGUCAUUCACCUGGUCUUGCUUGCACAUCUACGGAGUACGAAAUCUAUGAUCCAAUUACUGACGUCUCAUCCGAGUUGAAAGAAUUGGUGCGCUGGAGUGAAGAUGAAAUAAAUAGAUACUAUAAGAUUAUGAGUCGAAAAUAUCCUUAUCUUACUAUAGUAACACGUGGUGCGUUGACCGCUAACAUAAGCAAUCAACUUGUUCUUCUCAAUAAGGAAUGCACAGUUUCGCUGCUUUUUUCGAGACAGAAUAAGACUGAUCAGAAUAAAGACCAACAACGGGAUAUUAAUCAUUUCUUUUGCAUGUUCGAUCCUCUCAACGAAUCGAACGAGACUUUGCUGGUCACUGCUGAAGCUUUCAUCGAUGAACAACAACACUGGCCAGAUCCACGAUUGCCCCUAUAUUUUUCAAAUAACGUAAGCACGAAACCCAAUAAUUUAUCAUUUACAGAGAUCAAUACAAUGAAACCAGCUGAGCAAGUUACUAUCGUUCUACUCGAUCUCAGUCGAUCCAUGUUCGAUCACUAUGUUGGCAACGAUUGUAGCACAGAAAAAUGUACCCAUAUUAAUAUGUGCAAAAUGAUGUUAGGUACAUUGAGUGAUAAUAUGUUGCCAAAGGAUCAAGUUCAUGCAUUUGGGCUCAUUGAAUUCGGUCAAAGCGUCAAAGUAACCUGCCCAAUUACGCGAAAUCGGAACAAAUUUGAAAAAGCACUCAAGUCUCAUACUCUUAUGGGUGAAUGGACUCAUAUGUAUGAUGCUGUCAAUGAAGCAAUACGCCGUAUUAAAGUAUAUAUAAAUAGUCCACUGAGGGCAAAGAAAAAUUGCAGAAAACUGAUUAUUUGUUUGUCUGAUGGUAUCAACAAUGCUGGUUCGACAACAAUCGAAACUUUACACAGACAACUUAUCGAUAAUAAAAUUGUAAUUGAUUUUGUAUCAUUUCUACAUGACAACCAACUGAACGACAAAGAUAAUAAUACAAUUCGAGAAUUUCGUCAAUUAUGCAUAAACUCGGGAGGCUACGUUUAUUCAAAGCUUCAUUAUCGAUCAAAAAUUGAAGUUGCAACAAUGUUCGAACAAGAAGCUGCUGUUUGGCUUUCGAAACGAGCUAGCGAAUCUCAUGGCAUCGUUGAAAAACCAGAGCGUCACGUUAAUCCAAACUUUCAGCAGUCAGCAGUUUGUCAAGUGUGUUAUAAUGGAAAUAUCCAAAAUUCAUCUCAUUUUGUUCGUAUUUACAAAGAGUUUAUUGCAAUACAUGAUCAUCAGUCUGAUGAAUUCUUUGUUUUCGUCGUCUUUAACAAUAUCUCAUGUUGGAAAGUCAUUUUGAAAGGACCUGAAAGAACGCCUUAUGAAAAUAAGUAUUGGAUGCUGUACGUAGAAUUCGGUGAAUCCUAUCCGAGUUAUCCACCGAAUGCCCGUUUUGUGACUCCAAUUUACCAUGUCAAUAUCAGUGGUGAUGGAAAGAUUUGUCAUCAAAUUUUUGAUCAAAGUUGGGCUGAACUGACCAAAAUGACGACGGUGUUCAAUAGUAUUAUCGACCUUCUCAAAAAGCCUAAUUUUAGCGAUGCAGUUUCAAUAGAGAAGGCACAUUUAUAUCGAGACGAUCCAUGUGAAUAUGAGAAGCAGGCAAAAGAUUAUGCAAAUAUGUAUGCAAAUAGUGACAUUGGAAGUCUGAAACGUGAAUAUCAACUUAAAGACGAUGAAGAACAGAUGGUAGAUGAGUAUUGA